Messenger RNA from Aspergillus melleus, 1410 nucleotides. RefSeq names its product splicing factor ESS-2 family protein. The coding region runs from base 1 to 1410 and encodes 469 amino acids. NCBI's taxonomy places the organism in Eukaryota, Fungi, Ascomycota, Eurotiomycetes, Eurotiales, Aspergillaceae. Gene Ontology annotation, cellular component: catalytic step 2 spliceosome. The record is from RefSeq and is a predicted model, not a curated record. The transcript has a single exon.
AUGUCGACUCCUUCGCAGGCGCUGACCAAGCGUCAAAGCGAAAAUAGUCUCAUGCCGCCACCCCCGCCUCCUAAACGUAUCAAACGACCAACGUCAGUCUUAGACGAGGAUGUUUAUACUAGGGCUCUUUCGGAUAUCAUUGCGAGAGACUACUUCCCCGGUUUGGUCGAGGCGCAGGCGAAGCAGGAGUAUCUAGAAGCCUUGGAUUCGAAGGACAAGGACUGGAUUACUGCUUCGAAGCAGAAACUCGCCGAUCUGAUGCUGACGCCGGGAAGAGCUCGGGGACGCCCUGGCAAGUCCGUGGCCAAUACGCCCAUCCACCCGGGGCAUCCUGGAGAUACGCCUAUGGGCUGGGGCGGCGAUACCCCGAUGUCGGUAUCCUCGGUCUCGUCGGCGAAUACUCCUCAGCUGCCCGCGCAAGACACCGCGCCGGAUGUCUCCAACCUCGGCCUUCUCGAUUUCCAGGCCAAGUUCACGAGUGAAGACAACGAAUCGUUCAACAAACUGCUGGACAAGCAGAAUAUCAAGCGUCGGGAAAAGUACGGCUGGAUCUGGAGCGGGAACAAGAUCUCCACUGCGCGACAGAUCGCCCAUCGCAAACGUGAAACCAAACGCAUCGAGGCUCAGGGUGGGAUUCCGGAUAAGGAUAAGCAAGUUGCUAUCAAGACGGACUUGGAUGCGAGACCGGCCAAGCCGGAUACGUGGGAUGCGGGUCCGGAGAACUCCCUCAUGUUCAUGCCGUCGUCCGUGGAAGACUCUUACGAGACCAUUCAACAGAAGGCUGAGGCUUCCUCUCGAGCCGGUCCCAAGCGCGUGGUGUAUCAAAACACGCGGUUGCCUGAUGAGGAUGCUCACGCCGCAGCGUCUGAAAGCCGCGCGCCUCCACCUUCCCCCGCUAUAUCGGCCAUCAAAGAUGCUAUUGCUGGACGUCCACGCCCGACCGAAUCCGAGGCAGGGUAUGCGGGGGGCGAGACGCCUCGAGUGAAUGGGUAUGCAUUCGUGGACGAAGACGAGCCGACACCUGAGGACACCACCUCGGAGCGCGGCGCCUUGGAAGAUCUUCGACUGUUAGGGAGUAGCGACGCGAACCCGAAUCCCUUUCAGAUCCGAGAGAACCGAAAACGAGAGGAUCUUCACCAUCGGAUGGUCGAUCGGGUGGCGCGAACGAAACGAUCAGAGAAAGCGAUGCGAGAGACCAAAACACCGGUCACUGCAACGCCACGGUUCGCCAGCAGCCCGCGGUUGGACUUUGGAUCUCGCACGCCCGGCUCGACCUCUGGCUCGGGGAAAAUGCUCACCCCGGCAGCCCAGCAAUUGCUUCAUCGCAUGGGCAGCACGCCUCGACCGACUGGCUCGAAUUCGUCGAAUUUACGAAAUAUCUGGACUCCGACACCGAAGAGACGGAAGUGA